AUGAAAACCUUGCAAAAGUGUUUCGAUUCUGUUGGUUUUUCAGGACCUUUUAAAUUGGGUCUCUUAGAUUCUAAACAUAUUCUUAUUCACUUUGUUAGAGAAGAUGAUUAUCAUCGCUGUUGGCUUCGACAGACUUGGUAUUUUUUGGGAUUCUCAAUGCGGGUCUCUAAAUGGACCCCAAACUUUCGCCCUAAUAUGGAUUGCCCAAUAAUUCCUAUUUGGAUUACUCUUGAGGGGCUUCCCAUUCAUUUCUUUAAGAAGGAAGCUUUGUUUCCUAUAGCUAAUCUUAUUGGGAAUCCUUUAAAGGGUUUUUUCCAGUACAUUCUAUAUGAAAACUUGCCGGAUUAUUGUUUGUCAUGCUGUAGGUUGGGGCAUAAAACACAAUCUUGUAUUUCGGUGCAUAAUCAUCCAGAGGACAUCAUAAAGGUCGAUGAGGCUCAGGUUAAACCACCAGCAAAAAUUUGGGUUCCUAAAGGAAAAAUCAAUGUUGAGUCUAAUCCUGCAGAAAAUGAACUGAAACAUGCUGCAGUAGAUACAACCGAGGGUAAUAUUGUGGACAAUAAAGCUGGUUCUCAGAUUGCAUCCCCAUUACUUGUUGCGGGAAUUAAUUCAUUGGCUUCUGUUCAUAAUGAUCUUAUUGUCAUCUCUGAUACUUUGAACACCUCUAUGAAUUAUCGGACUGGUUUGACGAAUGAAGCUCCUUUGCCUUCUAGCUCUGAGAUUGACUCUUUAAUUGCAGCGGGGAAAAUGAUUGCUGAUUCUAUAGAGACACUUUCUGAUCAUGCCGACUACACUUCGGAGGUUGAGUUGACUGCGUAUCAAUCGGAUAACAAUUUGCCCAUCAGGUUUGAGAACCAUAGCUGUGAAGAGUGGCAGGAGAUUAGCAAUAAUUUAACUAAGAGGAUUAACUUGCUAACUAUUCCAACAAAUUCAGAGAGACCCAUAGAAGCGGGCUUCACCAUUGUCCGUAAGAAGAAAUCUAAACAGAAAAAGCUUCCAUCAUCUGUUGGUCUUCGACGAUCAACUCGCACUUCAACUGUCCCAAAAAAGUUUUCUCAAUGA
Messenger RNA from Manihot esculenta (cassava), 1062 nucleotides. RefSeq lists its product as uncharacterized. The record is from RefSeq and is a predicted model, not a curated record. The coding region runs from base 1 to 1062 and encodes 353 amino acids. The transcript is spliced from 2 exons. NCBI's taxonomy places the organism in Eukaryota, Viridiplantae, Streptophyta, Magnoliopsida, Malpighiales, Euphorbiaceae.